ACCCCGACCACGCCCUUUAUAAAGGUCCCGAUCUCGAUGAAGCCGAGACCCGAGAGACCUCAUUGAGCAGAGAAAGCGGAGAGAACGGGAAAGAAAGUGCCUCACGGAAUCCAAAGAUGCUUGCCUUGGGCUCUGAUCUGUGGUGCAUUUGCUGAGGAUCUACCUCUUGGGCCUUUUCUCCUGCUUCCUGUUUAUUUUGAACUUCUGUUGACCAUUGUAUAUCAUGGACGAAUUUGAUUUGAAAUAUACCAUGUUGUACAUUUGUAUGUGAUGCGACAUUCCAGUGGUACUAUCAUUUAUUGCAGCUUCUCAACUUUGUUGGCGAUAUAAUACUUGUAUGUGAUCAUAUAUAAUCACGUAUAGUUUCAGAACUGCAUAGUUCUCCCUAAAUCUGUAACAGCAUUAUAUGGGAAUUUGUAGAUGUGCUUCGAUGUUAUGUGGGAUGGAGACAAACAUACGCCAUUAAUCUUGGAUUCUUGACCAUCUGAAAAUUUGGAUAUUCUGGUUAUUCAUAUCAAUGGAGAGCUUAGCCCACUUGGAAGCCUUGUGUGAGAGGCUUUACACUUCUCAGGACUCAGUUGAACGAGCACAUGCAGAGAGCACUUUGAAAUGCUUUUCUGUGAACCCUGAUUAUAUAUCUCAGUGCCAAUACAUUUUGGACAAUGCUUUGACCCCUUAUGCUUUGAUGUUGGCCAGUUCAAGCUUGUUGAAGCAAGUAAUGGAGCACAGUCUUUCUUUGAAGUUGCGGCUUGAUAUCCGGAAUUAUGUGAUAAACUAUCUAGCUAGCAGAGGACCUGAAUUGCAGAACUUUGUAGUUGGAUCAUUGAUACAACUGUUAUGCCGGAUUACAAAAUUUGGAUGGUUCGAUGAUGACAGAUUCAGAGAGGUUGUUAACGAGGCAACAAACUUCUUGAGUCAGGCUUCGUCAGGCCACUAUUCAAUUGGCUUGAAGAUAUUAAACCAGCUUGUAUCUGAGAUGAGUCAGCCAAACCAGGGAAUGUCUCUAACAAAUCAUCGAAAGGUUGCCUGCAGUUUCAGGGAUCAAUCACUUUUCCAGAUAUUUCAAAUUUCUCUGACUUCUUUGCAUCAGCUAAAAAGUGAUGAAGAUAUGCAAGCAGUCUCUGUGCUGCGGGAACUUGCUCUUUCACUUUCCUUGAAAUGCUUGUCUUUUGACUUUGUUGGAACUUCAGUAGAUGAAAGCUCUGAAGAAUUUGGUACUGUGCAGAUUCCAUCUUCGUGGAAACCAGUCAUACAAGAUCCUUCCACCGUGCAGAUUUUCUUUGAUUACUACAGUAUCACUGAGCCUCCUCUGUCAAAAGAGGCUCUGGAGUGUUUAGUUAGGCUUGCUUCUGUAAGGCGGUCUUUAUUUACUGAUGAUCCUGCACGCUCCCAGUUUCUAGCUCAUCUAAUGAGAGGGACUAAAGAGAUACUGCAAACAGGCCAAGGCCUGGCUGAUCAUGACAACUAUCAUGAGUUUUGCCGUCUCCUAGGGCGUUUCAAAGUCAACUUUCAGUUGUCGGAGCUUUUAAGCGUGGAAAUUUAUACUGACUGGAUACAUUUGGUAGCAGAAUUCACAACAAAAUCACUGCAGUCAUGGCAGUGGGCAAGCAACAGUGUAUACUAUCUUCUAGGGCUUUGGUCGAGGCUGGUGACUUCUGUACCUUACUUGAAGGGUGAUACACCAAGUUUGCUGGAUGAAACUGUGCCGAAAAUCACUGAAGGUUUUAUCACCUCUAGAUUCAGUUCUGUUCAGGGUGGUUUUUCGGAUGACCUUUCAGACAAUCCAUUGGACAAUAUUGAACUUCUUCAAGAUCAGCUUGAGUGCUUCCCAUAUCUCUGCAGAUUCCAGUAUGGAAGUAGCAGCGUGUACAUUAUCAAGAUUAUGGAACCUAUUCUGCAGGCUUAUACGGAGCGAGCAAGACAACCUACUCAUGGAGAUGUGGAUGAACUCUCUGUGAUUGAAGGGCAAAUUGCAUGGAUAGUUCAUAUCAUUGCUGCUAUUCUGAAGGUCAGACAGACUACUUGUUGUAGCACGGAGUCUCAGGAGUUAAUUGAUGCAGAACUUGCUGCACGUGUUUUGCAGUUAAUAAAUAUUACAGACAGUGGAUUGCACUCUCAGAGAUAUGGGGAAAUAAGCAAGCAAAGACUUGACCGUGCGAUUUUAACCUUUUUCCAGAAUUUCCGGAAAUCAUAUGUUGGUGAUUUAGCCAUGCAUUCAUCUAAGUUAUACACAAGGCUGUCAGAGCUCCUUGGGAUCCAUGAUCAUCUAGUUUUGCUCAAUAUUAUUGUUGGAAAAAUCGCAACCAAUCUUAAAUGCUACACUGAGUGCGAGGAGGUUAUUGAACACACCUUAUCUCUUUUUUCGGAGCUUGCAUCUGGUUAUAUGACUGGAAAGCUACUGCUUAAAUUGGAUUCUAUAAAGUUCAUCAUUUCACAUCACACAAGAGAUAACUUUCCGUUUCUGGAGGAUAAUAGAUGUUCUCACAGUCGAACAACCUUCUAUUAUACUCUUGGUUACUUGAUCUUUAUGGAAGACAGUCCUGUGAAGUUCAAGUCUUCUAUGGAGCCACUUUUACAGGUUAUGAUUGGAUUGAAAACAACCCCUGAUGCUGCAUUCCGCUCUGAUGCUGUAAAAUAUGCAUUUAUUGGUUUAAUGAGGGAUUUAAGAGGAAUUGCCAUGGCUACAAAUAGUCGUAGAACAUAUGGGCUUCUUUUUGAUUGGUUAUAUCCAGCACACAUGCCACUUCUCUUAAAAGCCAUCUCACAUUGGGCAGAUGUACCACAGGUCACUACACCAUUGCUAAAGUUUAUGGCGGAAUUUGUUUUAAACAAAGCUCAACGUUUAACUUUUGAUUCAUCAUCAGCUAAUGGUAUUCUUUUGUUCCGGGAAGUCAGCAAGUUAGUUGUUGCUUAUGGGUCAAGAAUUUUAUCCCAUCCCAUCAACACAGACGUCUAUGCCAACAAGUACAAAGGAAUUUGGAUCUCUCUAACCAUUCUCACAAGGGCAAUGACUGGCAAUUAUGUCAAUUUUGGGGUGUUUGAAUUAUAUGGUGAUCGGGCACUUGCAGAUGUUCUUGAUAUCUCUUUAAAGAUGAUUCUGUCAAUUUCUUUGUCCGAUAUAUUGGCAUAUCAGAAGCUUACAAAGGCCUAUUUUGCAUAUAUGGAGGUUUUGUUUGGCAACCAUAUUUCUUUUAUUUUGACUCUUGAUACAAACACGUUUAUGCAUAUUAUUGCAUCGCUUGAAUCUGGAUUGAAAGGUUUGGAUGCUGGUAUCUCAUCUCAGUGUGCGUCGGCUAUUGAUAAUCUGGCCUCCUUUUAUUUCAACAAUAUAACAGUAGGUGAAAUGCCUCCAUCGCCAGCUACAAUGAAUCUUGCCCGGCAUGUAGUUGAGUGUCCCAAUCUGUUUGCUGAGAUACUUAAGACCCUGUUUGAGAUAGUCCUUUUUGAAGACUGUGGCAAUCAAUGGAGUCUUAGCAGACCAAUGCUGAGCUUAAUUUUGAUAAGUGAGCAGGUGUUCAAUGAUUUGAAAGUCCAGAUUUUGGCUUCUCAGCCUUCAGAUCAAGUAGAACGCCUCUCACUAUGUUUUGAUAAGCUGAUGGCUGAUGUCACAAGAAGUUUGGAGUCCAAGAAUAGAGAUAAAUUCACCCAAAAUCUGACAUUAUUUAGGCAUGAGUUCCGAGUCAAGUAGAUGGUUUUGCACGGAAGUGUUAUUUCAAGAAAUUGUAGCCAUGAUGGUGCACCAAGGUUAAAUUUAGCCGCAGGGCAGAAAGCCCAUGAGAAUAUAGCUUUGAUGUGGCUAGCAGUCGUAGAAUUCUUUGCAGGGCCCAAAUACACGGAUAUGUCACCAGGGAGAAAAACUCUUUUUUUUUUCUUGUUUUGGGAGACAUGUUUGAACGAAAGCUUGUCUGUGAAAUAGCACCCACUGAGCUUCUACGUUGUGAUCCACAUGGGGAUGAUGAGAAGUGGGUAACAAGUUUGUACAGCAAUGUUGCUACGAAUGGGAUGGCAGGUUGUAAUCGGGGUUUUAGGUGAUUAUCUGUGUCCCAAUAUCAUAAUUCUUUUGUUUAGAUAGAAUAGUGAAGGGGUGAAUGGUUUCAUAUUGGAUGGAUUUACCAUGUAUAAUACUUUUUUUUUUUUGCCAACGUGGAUGAUUCUUUGUCUGUAAUGCUUUUGGUGGGCAGAAGGUUUAGUUAAUAUUAGUAGUAUUUCACGUUUCCCACC
This is a messenger RNA of Musa acuminata subsp. malaccensis (wild Malaysian banana), 4221 nucleotides long. The record is from RefSeq and is a predicted model, not a curated record. NCBI's taxonomy places the organism in Eukaryota, Viridiplantae, Streptophyta, Magnoliopsida, Zingiberales, Musaceae.